CUAUGAACGUUAAAAAAAAAACCGACUAAAGAAACUAUCUGCGCCAUUCUGUUAGCAAAGAACUUGGUAAAAUCUGAGACUCACAUGGCGGCGCUUAGGAAGAUUGUUAAAUCCUCCACUGGUAUCGAAAGCCGUUCCCUUAUUCCCCCGGCGCUUUUCAUAUCUUGCAGAGCUAUUGCCUCUAAGCUCUUCGUUGGAGGUUUAUCAUUUUCCACUUCAGAUGAGGGAUUAUCACAAACAUUUUCUCAAUACGGUCAAGUUAUUGAAGCCAAAGUUGUGAUGGACAGAGUUUCAGAUAGAUCAAAAGGGUUUGGAUUUGUGACAUUUGCAUCAGAAGAAGAGGCCGAGAAAGCCCUCACUGGGUUGAAUGGAAAGACAAUUAAUGGACGUGUAAUAUUUGUGGACUUUGCAAAACCCAAACCCAAAGACAAGUUUGAAAGUGGCGGAAUGCCCAUUGCAAGAGGACCUCCGGAACAAUUGUCUGACAGAGUCAAAGUCGAUUUCUUCAAUCAACAAGACAAUUAACACCUGAAAAUCACAUCUUUUAGAGUAAGAACAUGCACCAGAAUACUGCAUUCAUAAAAAUCUCUUGAAUAAGAUCAGCUAACUAUACCAUGUAUGUUCUUGAUAUUGCUAUGGAUCAGUGGUUUUUGUGGAUGUUGAAAUAGAUAUAAUAGUGUGAACCUAUUUUUAUCUUUGCGAUAUUUGGUUGUAAGAUUUGUUAAAAAUGCCAGUUUUGUGUUGAACUAGUUGAUAUCUGAAUUUUGCUAUGUCUGAAGAGUUACUAUCAAUUUUUAAUUUCUGAUUUUCUCUUUAA
Molecule: messenger RNA, 817 nt
Organism: Mangifera indica (mango)
Lineage: Eukaryota; Viridiplantae; Streptophyta; Magnoliopsida; Sapindales; Anacardiaceae
Product: small RNA-binding protein 11, chloroplastic-like
Exons: 4
Coding region: 85-525 (146 amino acids)
Molecular function (GO): RNA binding
Source: RefSeq, a predicted model, not a curated record